This is a messenger RNA of Pundamilia nyererei, 929 nucleotides long. Its product is annotated as cell adhesion molecule 3-like. The transcript is spliced from 4 exons. Gene Ontology annotation, biological process: cell adhesion. The record is from RefSeq and is a predicted model, not a curated record. Gene Ontology annotation, molecular function: integrin binding. The coding region runs from base 41 to 853 and encodes 270 amino acids. NCBI's taxonomy places the organism in Eukaryota, Metazoa, Chordata, Actinopteri, Cichliformes, Cichlidae.
UUCUCUUCCCUUUAAAAUUGACUCUGUGCCAGAAUGGAAGAUGGAGCCAAUAUGUUAUGUGAAUUCCCGUGAUGGUGAUCAGUGUACAAAAGUGUUACCAGUCACUGUUUAUAAAAUGCCAGACAGUGUGUCUCUGAAGAAUUUACGUACAGUGGAAGAAGGCCGACAGUUUGCCAUACAGUGUGAUGUUGUUAAUGUUGCACCAGCAAGAAAUCUUUCAGUAGUUUGGCACAAAGGAAAUAAGAUCUUGUCUUCUCAGACAUUUGAUGAGUCCAGUCCAUCUCCAGUCAGUAAGUCAUCUGUCCUCACUCUGACUGCUCAUAGAGAUGAUGAUGGAGCUGAGAUCUGGUGUGAAGCAAAGCUGAACCUGUGGCCAAAGGAACAAGGUCCUCCUCCAGUGCGUUCAGAAGCUCAUAAUGUGAAUGUACUCUACCCACCAACCUUCACCAAUGAUCCAAAUGAGAAUUUGGAAAUGACAGUUGGGAGCAAAAUAUCUUUAAAUUGUACAGCUAGAGGAAAUCCAGUACCAUCCUACCACUGGCAGUUCCCAAACUUUACACAAGUGUGGUACAGGAGUCAUGAUGUGAAUCAUCCUAUUUUGACUCCAUCAUCUAAGUUUCCAGGGGUCUAUAUCUGCACCGCCUCAAACAGCCAGGGCACUGUGACCAAAUACUUCAUCAUCACCAAAGCUCCACGAGAUCAAACAAUCAUCGCAACAAUAGUCAGACUACUUGUGGCCUUUGGACUCCUGCUCUUCCUUGCUUUUCUAGUUUUUACGACACACAGAGGCAUAUUUUCAUGCAAGAAAGGCGACUAUCUCCAAGGACAACCCACCUCAUCAGUACCAGUAUAAAACAAAUUUGAAUGGGUGCAUGCUUGUUUUAAAGCUGUAGCUGAAAAAAUGCACCAUCUUGUCAGCUAUCGCUAAA